AUGGCUCCAGCUGCGGUUUGUAAUAACACUAACUGCCUUCAUGGUAGUGCUGAGAGCAGACAAACUCCAAUCUUUAAAGACCAACUUCUGUUGGACGACCAAUUCGCAAAACUUGUGUCUGGCAUCCCAUUGACCACAUAUUACAAUGACCCAUCCGUUUCCCCAAUCCCUGUCUCUUGGGGAGCCGCUACCCCAACCUCUCGAGGCCCUAUUGUCGCUUCUCGUGCUGGUAAAGGGGUGAAAAAACACAACACUAUUGGCUCCUAUGGUGGCUGCUACAACAUUUAUCAUGCUCUUGCUGUUGCCUCCCACCAAUUAAACCCAGAAUACCGUGCUGAUUACACUAACGCUGAACCAGCUUACCAUUUCAAACCUCAACCACAAUGGUUCAACAAGGAAAAAAUCGUGGCGCUUGAUCCUUUGGGACACUUAGCCCCAUGGGAGUAUGGACACAUUGCUGAAUCUGAAGAAGUGGAAAUCAAACCAACCAUUAGUAUCACCAAGGCACAUUUACAGUUGCUUGAAAUGGAAGAUUAUGUUAAGAAAGGUGAGCUCGAAGUCGAUGGUGAAGUGGUGGUAAACCAAGCUGGUGAUUUGGCGGUCACUAAGUUGGCAGUUGAUCCAGUGUGGUACUUGCCAGGAGUGGCUAAAAGAUUUGGGAUUUCUGAAAUUGAAUUGAGAAGAGCGCUAUUCAAUGAUACUUGUGGGAUGUACCCAGAAUUGCUCACCAGACCAGACAUUAAAACUUUCUUACCCCCAAUUGGCGGGCUAACAGUUUAUAUUUUCGGUAAUCCAGAAAACAUCAGUGAUUCUUCCAAGAAAUUGGCUCUUAGAGUUCAUGAUUCUUGUGGUGGUUCUGAUGUCUUUGGUUCUGAUAUUUGUACUUGUAGACCAUAUUUGAUGUUUGGUAUCCGCGAAGCUGUCAAGGAAGCUCAGGCAGGUGGUGCCGGUGCUGUUGUCUAUUUCCAAAAGGAAGGAAGAGCUCUUGGUGAAGUUACUAAAUAUUUGGUUUAUAAUGCCAGAAAGCGUGGUGGCGAUAGUGCUGCUGAAUACUUCAAACGUACCGAGUGUAUUGCUGGUGUUAGAGAUAUGAGAUUCCAACAAUUGAUGCCAGAUAUUUUGCAUUGGUUGGGAAUCACCAAGAUUGAUCGUAUGUUGUCGAUGUCAAAUAUGAAAUAUGAUGCAAUUGUCGAAUCUGGUAUUCAAAUUGUUGAAAGAGUUCCAAUCCCAGAAGAUAUGAUUCCAGCAGAUGGUCAGGUUGAAAUCGAUGCCAAGAUCCAGGCGGGUUAUUUCACAACAGGCAAUCAAAUCACUGAAGAAGAGUUGAAGAGUACUAUGGGAAGAAGUUAUACGGAAUUAAAAUAA
This is a messenger RNA of Saccharomycopsis crataegensis, 1365 nucleotides long. RefSeq lists its product as uncharacterized. Lineage: Eukaryota; Fungi; Ascomycota; Saccharomycetes; Ascoideales; Saccharomycopsidaceae. Bases 1 to 1365 code for a protein of 454 amino acids. The record is from RefSeq and is a predicted model, not a curated record. Gene Ontology annotation, biological process: riboflavin biosynthetic process. The transcript has a single exon. Gene Ontology annotation, molecular function: GTP cyclohydrolase II activity.